Striga hermonthica is the source of this 960-nucleotide messenger RNA. The record is from the annotation of a GenBank genome assembly. Lineage: Eukaryota; Viridiplantae; Streptophyta; Magnoliopsida; Lamiales; Orobanchaceae.
AUGGGAGAAUCGGAGGCGAUAGCAGCAGAGAUUUCGCUGAAAGAUCAGGGUAAUGAGUUCUUCAAAGCAGGGAAUUAUCUGAAGGCUGCAGCUCUGUAUACUCAGGCUAUUAAGAAGGACCCCUCAAAUCACACUCUUUACAGCAAUCGUGCUGCAGCUUUUCUGCAUUUGGUGAAACUUAAUAAAGCUCUUAGUGAUGCUGAUACAACAAUCAGCUUAAAGCCAGAUUGGGAAAAGGGUUAUUUCAGGAAAGGAUGUGUUUUAGAGGCCAUGGAGCGUUAUGAAGAUGCUUUAGCUGCUUUCCAAGUUUCCUUGAAGUACAAUCCCCAAAGCUCUGAGGUGACCAAGAAAAUCAAGAGACUCACUCAAUUGACAAGAGACAAAAAACGUGCUCAAGAAGUUGAACUAAUGAGAUCAAAUGUUGAUAUGGCAAGACACUUGGAUUCAGUGAAAAACGAACUGUCGAGGAAGUUUGAAUCUGGCGAUUGCUCGAAAGAAAUUUUCUCUUUCCUCGUCCAAACAAUGGAGAGCACUGUGAAGUCAUGGCAUGAAAAUUCUACUGUGGAUCCCAGAGCUUAUUUCUUACUACACAAGGAAAAAACAGAUACUGAAAAAUAUGCUCCCGUUGUCAAUAUUGAUAAGGCAUUUGAAUCACCACAUACACACAGCAGUUGUUUUUCAUUCCUCAGGCAGUAUGCUGAAGAUUCUUUCUCCCAGGCUGCUUGCAUAGUGGCCGCAAAAAAUUCAAUAUCCUAUCCUCAGGUCUGGAAAGGGCAAGGAUCGAGAAAAUGGAAGCAUGAGCAGAAUGAUGGUUUCUUCAUCCAAUUUGAAUCACCGUCUUUGAGAAAGAUAUGGUUUGUUCCCAGUUCAAAUGAGCAGGGACACACAUUGUGCAGGGAUCCUGUUGCUUUGGACAUUGGUGCCCAUGAAAUUCUGCCACGUGUAUUUAAAGAGGCAUAG